CGCUUCCAAGCCACACUGCUUCUUGACACACUGCUCGUUGAACCCUGGAAGCCAGCCGCACCAAUGUGUCGUAGGAAACACCGUACAGCUGGCAACUGAAGUCAGCGUGCAUUGCGCCCGGCCCGCCACAAGGAGUCGCUAGAGCUCGAUGGGACAAUGACAUCCCGGCCGGCCAAACCCUUCCCCUAACCCGGACGUCACUGGGUCAUUUGUGCUCCGCCUCACGUGUCCUUGUUUCCCUCUGUGUGUAUUUGUUGACGGGAGGGUGGCAAAGUGAGAAUGAGAGAUGAUACCAUACCCUCUGCCAUUCUGGAGAGAGCACUCCCACGUUGUCUCUGACUUGACCUGAGCUGUGCUUUUAGCGGUUUCUCCGGCGCUCCAUAAACAACAGUUAACAAAACUAGAACACAAGGAGGAUUCUGUCCUACUUCAGCCUCCAGUCGUUAAGCUGGAAGACUUCUGACGUCUUGUGUUUUGAAACAGCAGGGCCUAUAGUGUUUGUUUAGGCUGGUGAGUAAUGGCUGGGGCUCCCAGAGGACGGAGCUCCAGUAGGAUGAAACAGAACACUGCCUGUCGUAGCCCAGCAUUAGGAGACAGACUGCUGUAACAGUACACUUUCACUGUCACUACUCUCUGUCUGUCUCUGUUUGUCUCUGUCUGUCUUCACCAGACUAGACCUGUAAGUUCAGUAUAUUACAAUGGUUUACCACAGCCUAUAACCAAACUCUUGUCUGUCUGUCUCUCCGUCUGUCUGUCUCUCCAUCUGUCUGUCUCUCCGUCUGUCUGUCUCUCCGUCUGUCUGUCUCUCCGUCUGUCUGUCUCUCCGUCUGUCUGUCUCUCCGUCUGUCUGUCUCUCUGUCUCUGUUUCAAUAUUUAGUCCCAGGUAGAGCAGUUGGGGCUAAGGAAGGCUAAGCUGAUUGCUGCUUUCUGGUUACUUUCCUGAGAAGCUGGUGUUGGACUGGAGCAGCCAGCUAGGGCCAUGAGCCAGAGGUACCCCUUCCCUCUGUGGACCAGAGCCAACAUGGAGGUUUAGCCCAGACAGACGCUGAGCAAGUGUUCAGUGCUGUGGGUCCUCUACCUGGGAAUGGAGUGGUGUCAGCUGCAGACUGGAUGACAGGGUCUUCAGGGAGAGCCCACGCUAAUCCGUUACGUUACGGUAACACUGACGGCGAGAGACAUCCUCACCCCGGCGACCACAACAGAAUCUGCCUCUUUUUUUCUCAUCCAACUCUAUCUGGACUCUCUCCUGGUCCCCUCUACUGCCCCCCUCCCUCCCUCCCUUCCCUCUCCUCUCCUCCUCUUUCCCUCACCUUCCCUCCUUCCCUCCUCCUCCCAUCCUUUUCCCUCUCUCACUCUCUUCCUUCUCUCCUACCCUGUUGUCCAUGUGCCAGCGCCUCUCUCCUGCUCCUGUCUGAACCCUGAACAUUGACCUCUGACCCUUGAUCCCUCUGGAGGUCAGGAUGAGCUGGCUGAGCCGGCUGACCCCUCGGGGUCCGGGGGGCAGGUCCAGUAGGAACGUAGCCUCUUCCAGUCCCUGUACUGCUGACCCAGAGACCUGCCUCAUGGUGUUUGAGAACCACUGGAGACAGUUGUCCUCGGUGCUAGAGCAGCGGGACCCGUCAGGCUCUAGUGAUGACCUCACCACGGUGCGGAACCACACCGAUCAGAUGCUGUGCCUCCUGGCUGAAGAGCGUCCGGGGGAAAAGGGCGAGGGCCCCCCCGGGACGUUAACUUCCGCCAACGUCCCGCCGGUGGGACCCAUCCUGGACCUGAUGGUGACUGAGAACGUCCUGGAACGCGUGGUGCAGUGGCACCUGCGACGCGGAUUAGACCUUGACAGCCAGGGGGCGCUACUCAAGUUGUUUGAGAUGCUGAUAGGCCAGUCUCAGCAGCCUUUGCUCCAACACAAGGCGGUGCUGCAGCCUCUACUGGGUCUACUAGGGGCCUGUGCUGAGCCCCAGCUGGGCUGCCACCCUUCUCUGGAGAACAGUCUGGUACUGCUGCUCAACCAGAUCUGUGUGUCGAUGGCGCGCGCCCCGGCGGUGUUGGAGCUGCUGUUCAGGUCGGCCCCGGCCCAACACGGUCCUACCAACCUGCUCAUCUUCUCCCUGUUGGUCCCCUUCAUCCACCGUGACGGAGCCAUCGGACAGCAGGCCCGAGACGCCCUGCUCCUCGUCAUGGCAACCUCCGCCAGCAACCAGGGUGUGGCACGCUACAUCGCAGAGAACUCCUACUUCUGCCCAGUGCUGGCCACGGGCCUCAGUGCUCUCUACUCCUCCCUGCCGAGGAAGAUAGAGGUACGGGGAGACGACUGGCACGCUCUGCGCAGGGAGGACUGGAUGGGCGUGUCCUCUCUGGUGCUCUUCAUGAACUCUCUGGAGUUCUGUAACGCUGUCAUCCAGGUGGCUCACCCCCUGGUCCGCAGCCAGCUGGUCGACUACGUUCACAAUGGCUUCCUGGUCCCUGUCAUGGGACCCGCCCUACACAAGUGACAACGACACCAUCCUGGACACCUUGCUGACGCGCGUCAGCAGCAACUCGAGGCUGUGUAUGGUGUCUUUGAGCCUCUUCCGGACUCUACUCUCUCUCAACUGUGAAGACCUCAUGUUGCAGUUGGUUCUCAGGUAUCUGCUGCCCUGUACCCAUGUGAUGUUGAGUCAGAGGCGUGCUGUCAGGGACACUGAUCUCUAUGGUAAAUCAGCUGACAAGUUCCUGUCCCUCAUCCCAGAGUGCUGCCGCCUGAGCAUACUGCCCUCUGCUGAGCGGGAGGAAGAACCUGCCUUCUGGGGGAAAGUACUGAACAGUCCCAGCUCAGAGUCUCCUGUACACCCCAAACCGAGCACUCCGUCCCGCCUGGCCCUCUUCAUGCGCCAGCAGAGCACUGCACUGCCCUUCACUCCCUCCCCCACUGAGACGGUCCCCUCGUCCCCCCGCGGGGGCCCUAGCACCCCCCUGUCCCCCGACAGCCCCAUGCACCCCGUCCCAGAGGGGCUGGACUGGGAGUCGGGGUACCUGGAGUACCUCAGGGACGCCCGUAGGGGGGUAGAGCUGUGCUCCUGGGCCUGCCGGAACUGGUCAGCCCCCUACGACGGAGAGGACCCCUCACCCAACACGGCCCCUCUACCUCCCCCGCCCCCCACCUCCAACCCUUCCCUGGCCAUGUUCCCAGAGCACUUCUCCUUCCAGCAGGGAGGAGGUGGUAGUAACUCCCACGGCCAGCAGAGGGCAGCGGUGGUGGCAGCAGCUCGGUCAGAGUGGAGCAGUACAGAGAGAGACAGUGGAGAGUGGGACGUCACCAUCGGUAAGAACAACUGUACUAUCAGCCUCACGCCCCGCACCAAGAAACGCAGCCUACAGAGAGAGGAGGUCCCCCUCCCAAAACCUCUCCACCUCCCUCCUGACUCUACCUCUGCCUCCGUCCCUGACCCCUCUACUGCCCCCCACCUCCCCUCCGGCCCCUCCAUAGGCCCUCACCAGGCCAUCUUCAAUGGAACGUCGUCAGGGGGUCAGGAGGACAGGUGUCCAGACAGCCGGGAUGGAGGGAUGGAGGUUAAGAAGGUGAAGAGAGAUUUGGGCGAGCAGCAGCACCCUGCGGGGGUGGGGGACUCUAGUCAGAACAUUGCGGUAGAUGCCAGCCUGGCCCCUGCCCAGUCCUGUGGGCCCCUACAGGUGUUGCACAGUGAAGGGAAUAGAAGUGUGACUGUGGAAAACUCCCGACGUCUUCCAUCACACAUACAGAGUCCCACCCAGGAACAGCCUGCUCCGUGGACUCCAGCACCUUGUACCAACUCCUCCAACGUCAGCCUGCCCCCUCAGGUCCCUGGAUCGGGACCUCCAGAGGCAAUGCUCUCUACCCAGUCAGAAGCAGUGGAGCGGCUGAUCUCUGAGCUCCUGGAUGGGGUCGGACCGGGGGAGGGGGGCCAGCAGGGGCCUGGAGACUCCAACGGCCAGGGCAUCAGCAUCGAGGCCUUCACCCAGGAACUCCGGGAGCUGGAGGAGAGGGUGAGGGAGAGGAGCAGGGGGGUGGGGCUUCUCAGACAGCUGGAGGAGACUACCAGAGACCCCGACUCAGAGGAACCGCUGCUCCACUCGCCCCUGGACGCUGACCUGAUCGGGUCUGGGGCAGGGACUGGGGUGGAGCCCAAGGGAUUAGGGUCAGCUGUGGGGCUGUUCAGCCCUGCCAGGCCUCUAGGACAGCCAUCCUCUCAGCCCUACACAGGUCCGUUUAUGGUGGUUCUGUUUGCCAAGCUGGAGAACAUGCUCCAGAACUCUUUGUAUGUGAACAUCUUGCUGACAGGGAUCCUGUGCCAGCUAGCCUGCUACCCUCAGCCCCUGCUCCGAUCCUUCCUCCUCAACACUAACAUGGUGUUCCAGCCCAGCGUCAAGUCUCUCAUACAGGUUCUGGGCUCAGUAAAGAAUCGCAUUGAGGUGUUUGCAGCGUCCCAUGAGGACUUCCCUGCCAUGCUGAGGAAAGCCCAGCGGUACCUGGUUGCCAGGGGCAAAGUGGACUGGGCUGACUCUUCCCCCAUGGGGGUACCCACACUGCGACGCUCUGAUUCCCUGGUGAAGAGCCGGAAACCUUCGCUAGGGGACCUGAUCAUGCGUCACACCAACAGCCCCACGCGGGCACGCCACGCCGCCCAGCUUGCCCUGGCCCACGUACGAGACGGCGGCCAAUCGCUGCACAGUGCCCUGUUCCGGGGCGGGACUGGGGCGUCGGGGCUGGAGAAGCAGGCGGAGGCUCUGAGGGUGAAGAACGCUGUCUACUGCGCAGUCAUCUUCUCUGAGUUCCUCAAGGAGCUGGCCGCUCUGGCCCAGGAGCACGCUGUCUCCAUGCCCUUUCUCCAGAGCCACGACACUGAGGAGUGAUGCUGUCUGUCUCCAUACCCUUCCUAAGGAGUGAUGCUCCCAAAUUCUGCAUCCCAAUUCUACACCAUCCUCCCAAUGUGUGGUCUUGCAGACUCUCCGUCAUUGAUUGAAAAGCAUUGGCUGACGCCAUUUCUUUCCCCAGCAUUUAUAUCUAUGAUGGAAUGUGUUCCUGGCAAUGUCUGGGCCCAUGUCCACAAAGCAUCUCAAGAGUAGCUUCCGUUUGAAACUUUUAGAUCAUAUAUGGACAGGUCCUAGACAGGCACUCCUCCUCUGAGACGCUUUGUGGAUGUGGGUUCUUUCCUCGGUCCAGCUACCGUUUUACCCCCUCCCGCCUGCAGGGGGCAGAGGGGAGCACUGACAGGGCUGAGUGCUGCAGGGAAGAGACAAGAG
Salvelinus fontinalis (brook trout) is the source of this 5259-nucleotide messenger RNA. Its product is annotated as FHF complex subunit HOOK interacting protein 1B-like. Gene Ontology annotation, cellular component: FHF complex. Lineage: Eukaryota; Metazoa; Chordata; Actinopteri; Salmoniformes; Salmonidae. Gene Ontology annotation, biological process: endosome organization; endosome to lysosome transport; early endosome to late endosome transport. The record is from RefSeq and is a predicted model, not a curated record.